UUGGCAGCAUGUGACCGAAACAACAUGAUUAUUAUGUAAAUCUGAAAGUAGUGGUAGAAAUUAUUUUUUCCGCAGUCAUGAAAGUAAGGUUUUCUUUUUUUACUUCCGAAAUCGUAUUUACCUCCUUAACUUACAUUUAACUUGGUGCAUUAUGUUCCGGGCCUGUCAAAAAUUCAGAUCCAUCCUCCACCGACAUCAUCAAAUGUUCGAUUUCUGCAUCACAUACAAAAACCCCGCAGUAACUUGUUCAGCUUUUUUCUCCAGGAAAACACCAAGCAAAGGCAAAGACGAAAAUCUGUCUGAGUUGUUCAAGCCUGUUGCUGUAAAACCCAACCCUGACGAUAUCAAUGUUGGCGCUGAGUUGACUGGCAACUUGAAUAAGGGAGAGGUACUCAAAGUGCUGAACAAAUUCUACCAGCAAGAAGAAAUCAAAGCUCUAUGCAAAGAGAAUGGACUAGACAGUUACAUACAGCACCAAUCAUAUAUCAGUUUUAGAAAAUUUUGCUUGGAAGCAGAAUCAUUACCUGUAGACUUGCACAUUACGUUCAGCGACAUUCUUCAAGAUGCUGGACAUAUCCACGAUCUUUUUCCAUACUAUUUGAAGCAUGCAAAGCGAAUAUUUCCUCACCUAGAAUGUAUGGACGAUCUUAAAAAAAUCAGUGAUCUUCGAUCUCCUGCUAAUUGGUAUCCAAAUGCUAGGAGCUUGAAUAGGAAAAUAAUUUUUCACGCUGGUCCAACAAAUAGUGGUAAAACAUAUCAUGCAUUAGAGAGAUUUUUAAAUGCUAAAACUGGUGUGUAUUGUGGACCUCUCAAGCUAUUGGCAUCUGAAGUUUACAAGAAAGCUAACAGUCUGGGUAUUGAGUGUGAUCUCAUAACUGGUGAAGAAAGGAAAUGCGCCCCAAACAAGGAGUCUCCGUCAAAUCAUGUCGCCUGCACUGUUGAAAUGACUUCAGUAAACAUUCCUUAUGAAGUGGCUGUCAUAGAUGAAAUACAAAUGGUCAAAGACCAACAGAGAGGCUGGGCCUGGACACGGGCGUUACUAGGUCUCAUGGCCAAUGAAAUUCAUGUUUGUGGUGAAGCAGGUGCCAUUGAUUUGAUUAAGUCUCUCAUGUUGACAACAAAUGAGGAUGUGGAGGUUUUCAAGUACAAAAGAUUAACGGAGCUGGAGAUUGAGUCCAAUGCUGUUGGUUCACUAGACAAUAUAGUGGAUGGUGAUUGCAUUGUUUGUUUUAGUAAAAAUGAUGUUUAUUCUGUAAGUCGUGGGAUAGAAGCUCGUGGUAAAGAGGCUGCUGUAAUCUAUGGAAGUUUGCCACCUAAUGCCAAAAUUGCCCAAGCCACUAAAUUCAAUGACCCUGAAAACUCUUGUAAGGUUCUUGUUGCAACAGAUGCCAUUGGAAUGGGUCUAAAUCUGAGUAUAAGGCGGGUGAUAUUUUAUUCCCUGAUCAAGCCAGUAAUGAACGACAAAGGAGAAAGGGAAAUGGAUAUAAUAUCUGUUUCCCAAGCUUUGCAAAUAGCUGGUAGAGCUGGACGAUAUGGAACUCAGUAUGAUAAGGGUUGCGUGACAACAUUCAAAGCAGAGGAUUUGCCGAAAUUGAAAGAUCUACUUUCUCAAACGCCCGAGCCUAUCACAAAAGCAGGUCUCCAUCCAACUGCUGAGCAAAUUGAACUUUACGCAUAUCACCUUCCCAAUUCCGCUCUCUCUAAUCUGAUGGAUAUUUUUGUAUCUUUGUCAACUGUGGACGAUUCUCUGUACUUCAUCUGUAAUAUAGAUGACUUCAAAUUUUUAGCAGACAUGAUUCAACAUGUUUCUUUGCCGUUACGAGCAAGAUAUGUUUUCUGUUGUGCACCAAUCAAUCGGAAAAUGCCAUUUGUUUGUACGAUGUUUUUAAAGUAUGCUCGUCAAUACAGUAAAAAUGAAGCACUCACGUUUGAUUGGCUCUGUAGAAAUAUAGGGUGGCCAAUUCAGACACCAAAAACAAUUAUAGACCUCAUUCAUUUGGAAGCUGUAUUUGAUGUUCUAGAUUUAUAUUUAUGGCUCAGUUACCGCUUCAUUGAUCUCUUUCCGGAUGCCACACUAGUGCGGGAUAUGCAAAAUGAACUGGAUGCCAUAAUUCAGGAAGGUAUCAUUCAACUUACACGCUUACUGAAAAAUGCAGACAAACCAUCUCCACUACCAUUAGAGGAUGAUUUCGAUAGCAAACAGAAGCAGGACCAGUAUCUAAGAGGAGGAUCCGAUAAGCAGAACAGUGGGCAUGGAAGACUUACUGAAAGAUUACUUGCGCAGGGUCUUCUUACACCUAAAAUAUUGCAACAACUGCAAGAAGAAUGGAAUCAACAGACCCAACAAAAGGAGACUAACUCUUCAUCAGAUGAAAAUUCCUCACACUCUAGAAAACCAAGGAGAAAACCCAGGGCAUAACACUUCCUACAGAGGGGAUGUACAACUAAAUGGAUUUCAGAGACAAGUUACAAAGUCUUUAAUAGUUUUCUUGGCUUUUCGAAGAAAACAGCUCAUUACUUUGCAUUUACAAGCGGUAAAAUCAAAUUGUUCAAGUAAUGUCUAUUGGAAUAAGAUUAUUUUCAAACAUCUCUGCUCCUCCCUUGAGGCGCCAGAAAGCGUAAUUUCAUUAGAGCAUAAUGAAACAUAGAAAAUUGAAUUGUGAUCGUCUACAGGAAAAGAGACCUUAGUACCACGGUAACUGAAAAUUGAGCUAUUGGCAUCUCUGCAAAGAGGCGUGUUUUUAUGUAGUAAAUGUUUGCACAAAAACCGUGACAAAAUGUCGAAACAAGGUGUAGACUAAGAUGAAGUUUGCAAUUCGAAAAACGUAGUUUUGAGUUUGUAUAACAUUUUAAUCCGCAGUAUUUCAAGCUCCGAUUGUUGGACUGAAGUCAGUUUUCCACCUCCUUCGGUACAAAAAUGAAUCAGACUGACUGCAACUGACUCUUUGAAAUACUAGGCAAAGCUCCACAUGGGAAACUUAAUUUGCCUUUCGCAACCAAACUAUAGAAAAAUUGCUGUCCUGAAAACUUUGCGCCCACCUCCUCAUGUCCCUCUUAAAUGAAUACAGGUUCCUUUGUACCUGCCUUAUUUCACUAAAGAAAGAGGCUUUGAAGUGCCGGUGAAAAUAUUUUCCUAGUCCUUCCAGGAAUAGUUAAUGUCUGAUUCCUAAUUUUGUCUCAGUGCACAAUAUUGCAGAGAUUAGUGCAGUCUUCAAACAACUCCUUUUGCAGCAGAGUACAAAUUCUUUCUCCCAUGCAAGCAUGGACUGGUUGAGAGAUUUCUCCCCAUCAUAAUUUUCGAACGGUAACUUACCAGGGAAAAUAUGCCAGAACUAUUACCAAGAAAUGUGUUACUUGUGAAGGAACUAAGUAACCACUCUCCAUAUUUUCCAAUGGUCUGUUGGUCCGAGUUACUGAUGUGCCCCUUUAAGCCCCUGUUUUUUGCAAAGCAAAUACGUUCAUCGAUUGUGAAAGCGUUUUUGCAAGAAAGUCACCUAUGUGGUGGCCUAGGUUUUUAAUUGCUAAUGAAUUGUGUGGAAAAGAACUUUUUGCAUGCCUGUUACUAAACCAUUGUGUUCUGAAGCAAGUAGAGCUAUCCUAUCUGCUUCAUUUCCUCCCUUGAGAUGUUGUCAACUAUUCCUAGCUACUUUGUAAAAAACUGAAAUUGUUACAAUGUGAUAGAAGCACAGGUUUUUUAAUAAAUUUUUUUUUUUUUCACUGUG
Bemisia tabaci is the source of this 3722-nucleotide messenger RNA. It is a transcript of the gene Suv3, whose product is annotated as Suv3 helicase. Gene Ontology annotation, cellular component: mitochondrial degradosome. Lineage: Eukaryota; Metazoa; Arthropoda; Insecta; Hemiptera; Aleyrodidae. Gene Ontology annotation, biological process: mitochondrial RNA 3'-end processing. Gene Ontology annotation, molecular function: ATP binding; RNA helicase activity; hydrolase activity, acting on acid anhydrides. The record is from RefSeq and is a predicted model, not a curated record.